CUGGGGACUGAGAAGGCGGCGGGCAUCUGGAAGACGCCGGCUGCCUACAUCGGACGGCGGCCUGGGGUGUCGGGCCCCGAGCACGCCGCCUUUAUUCGGGAGCUGGAGGAAGGUGCAGGGUGGGUGACUGCGUCUGUUUUAUGACCCAUGAGGCUCCAGUCGGCCGAGAGCGCCCUCCGGAUUUUACACCUCAGAUACCAGGUGAGCUUGAGAGAUGACCUCCUUCAGCUCUACUCAGACUCUGAGGAGGAGGAGGAGGAGCCGGAGGAGGAAGAGCAGCCACACUAUCAUUCCUAUGGAGCCCCUGAGCCGACUUGUCUGCGGGAGACGGAGGUCCUGCACGACUGGCCGCAGCUGGAAGCCCUGCAGGAGCAGCUGAGGCUGCUGGAGGAGGAGAACGAGCAGCUGAGGAGGAGUUGA
This is a messenger RNA of Leopardus geoffroyi (Geoffroy's cat), 420 nucleotides long. It is a transcript of the gene HAP1, whose product is annotated as huntingtin associated protein 1. The record is from RefSeq and is a predicted model, not a curated record. Gene Ontology annotation, cellular component: dendrite. Gene Ontology annotation, biological process: anterograde axonal transport of mitochondrion; neurotrophin TRK receptor signaling pathway; neurogenesis. NCBI's taxonomy places the organism in Eukaryota, Metazoa, Chordata, Mammalia, Carnivora, Felidae. Bases 148 to 420 code for a protein of 90 amino acids. The transcript has 4 exons. Gene Ontology annotation, molecular function: signaling receptor binding.